Messenger RNA from Dendroctonus ponderosae (mountain pine beetle), 1495 nucleotides. RefSeq names its product carcinine transporter. NCBI's taxonomy places the organism in Eukaryota, Metazoa, Arthropoda, Insecta, Coleoptera, Curculionidae. The record is from RefSeq and is a predicted model, not a curated record. Gene Ontology annotation, biological process: transmembrane transport. Gene Ontology annotation, cellular component: membrane. Gene Ontology annotation, molecular function: transmembrane transporter activity.
AAACAAUCCAGGCGAUGGACAAGUAUCAAUUAUAGAAGCCUAAUAAGAAAUUGGAUUAAAGGAUCGAAGGCGCGCGUUCCAUAUCGGCGAGCAAUUAAGCGUAGAAACAGGCGUUUUACGGGUUUUUUUGGGUCAUUAUGUGCGCUCUUCGGUCUCUUUGGGCUUCUCGUCAGUAAAGAAACCUUCUUUGGGUGCCUCGAGUGUAGCCAUCAAUCCGGUAUUCCUGCAGCCAACAUGGACCUCGACGACAUCCUGCCACAAAUCGGGGAGUUCGGAAAGUACCAGAAGCUCAUGCUGUGGCUCAUCUGCCUGCCAGCAUGCUUCCCCUGCGGCUUUGGCGCCUUCAACCAACUCUUUAUGGCCGACAUUCCCAACCACUGGUGCCGCGUUCCCGCCCUGUCCAACCUCACAGUGGAGGCGCGAAAACGGCUGGCAAUCCCGCAGGAGAACGGCACCUUUGCCAAAUGUGCGCGAUACGCCCUCAACUACUCCCUAGUGGAGGACUGGGGAGGUCCCGGAGAGCCUCCUCCGCCCACCGAGCCCUGCUUGGAGGGCUUUGAGUUCGACACGUCCACCUCCCUCCACUCCAGCAUAGUGCUAGACUUCGGGCUGGUGUGCGACAAGGCGAUCUACCCCACCUUGGGCCUGGUGGCCCUCAACGUGGGCGGACCCCUUGGGGUCUACGGGUUCGGCUGCCUCAACGACCGCAUUGGGCGCAAGCGCACCUUCUUCCUCUGCCUCACCGUCCUCAUAGUGGGCGGCCUCCUCACUGCUCUCUCCCCCACUUUCUGGUGGUGGGCGGCCAGCCGCUUUGUCGUCGGCCUCACCAUUCCUGCCAUCUACCAGAUCCCCUUCAUUAUUUCGUUGGAGCUGGUGGGCCCGAACUACCGCUCCUUUAUCACGGUGCUCACCUGCCUCUUCUACACCGUGGGGCUGAUAAUGCUGGCCGGGAUCACCUACCUGGUGCGCGAUUGGGUGCACUUGUCGCUGCUCACCUCCGCACCUUUCAUCCUCUACUACCUCUACUGGUUCGUGCUGCCUGAGAGUCCGCGCUGGCUGCUCGCCAAAGGCCGCUUCGAGGAAGCGGCCACCAUUCUGGAAACGCUGGCAAAGACCAACGGCAAGGAGCUCCCAGCCUGCUUCAAGCAGCAGCUGAAGCAGCGGAUGAGCAACAAGCGGAGCAGCAGCGAGGAGGCGCGCCUCAAUCGCAACCUGGGGCUGCGCGACCUGUGCGCCACCCCCAACAUGCGGCUCAAGACCGUACUGAUCACGCUCAACUGGUUCGCCAACAACAUGGUGUAUGUGGGGCUCAGCUACUACGGCCCGUCGCUGGGCAGCAACCAGUACCUCAGCUUCUUGCUGAGCAGCGCUGUGGAGAUUCCCAGCUAUGUGGCGGCCUGGUUGCUGAUCGAGCGCUGGGGCCGAAGGUGGCCGCUGUGUCUUUGCAUGAUUCUGAGCGGCAUCAGCUGCAUCGCCACUGUCCUGGUGCCGAAAG